Molecule: messenger RNA, 3949 nt
Organism: Nothoprocta perdicaria
Lineage: Eukaryota; Metazoa; Chordata; Aves; Tinamiformes; Tinamidae
Gene: ERC1
Product: ELKS/RAB6-interacting/CAST family member 1
Exons: 19
Coding region: 190-3543 (1117 amino acids)
Biological process (GO): regulation of synaptic plasticity; neuromuscular synaptic transmission; maintenance of presynaptic active zone structure
Cellular component (GO): cytoskeleton of presynaptic active zone
Molecular function (GO): structural constituent of presynaptic active zone
Source: RefSeq, a predicted model, not a curated record
GUCUUUGUUUCGGCUCGUGCACCUAUAUGGUGCCGAGCAUCACGAGCACGUGACUUCAAAGAUGCACGCGUGGAUGUGUUACAAGUCGUGACUGGCCUUAACCUGACGUAGAGCCGCGCGGGACCUCCUCGGGAUUUGCCCCGCGGCCGUUCUCCGCGCGCGGGAGCGGCGGGCGGCCCCGGCGCCACCAUGUACGGGAGCGCCCGCUCRGUGGGCAAGGCGGAGGCGAGCGGCCAGAGCCCGGGGCGCUCGCCGCGCCUGCCGCGCUCGCCGCGCCUGGGCCACCGCCGCACCAACAGCACCGGGGGCGGCUCCGGGAGCGCCGGCGGCGCCGGCGGCGGCAAAACCCUCUCCAUGGAGAAYAUCCAGUCUUUAAACGCUGCCUACGCCACGUCCGGCCCCAUGUACCUGAGCGACCACGAGAACGUAGGGGCGGACACCCCCAAAAGCACCAUGACCUUGGGGCGGUCUGGGGGGCGGCUGCCUUACGGCGUGAGGAUGACCGCGAUGGGAAGCAGCCCCAACAUCGCCAGCAGCGGAGUGGCCAGCGAUACCAUUGCGUUCGGGGAGCACCACCUGCCUCCGGUGAGCAUGGCCUCCACGGUGCCCCACUCGCUGCGCCAGGCCAGGGACAACACCAUCAUGGAUCUGCAGACGCAGCUCAAAGAAGUGCUGCGGGAAAACGACCUGCUCCGCAAGGACGUGGAGGUGAAGGAAAGCAAGCUGAGCUCGUCGAUGAAUAGCAUCAAGACCUUCUGGAGCCCYGAGCUCAAAAAGGAGAGAGCCCUGAGGAAAGAUGAGGCUUCCAAGAUCACUGUUUGGAAGGAGCAGUACCGAGUUUUGCAGGAAGAAAACCAGCACAUGCAGAUGACUAUCCAGGCUCUCCAAGACGAGCUUCGCAUCCAGCGGGACCUGAACCAGCUGUUCCAGCAAGACAGCAGCACUCGGACCAGCGAGCCCUUUGUGGCCGAGCUCACAGAGGAGAACUUCCAGCGCCUGCAUGCAGAGCAUGAGCGCCAGGCCAAGGAACUUUUUCUGCUGCGUAAAACCUUAGAAGAGAUGGAGUUGCGUAUUGAGACACAGAAACAGACCUUAAACGCACGCGACGAGUCCAUCAAAAAGCUGCUGGAGAUGCUGCAGAGUAAAGGUCUGUCGGCGAAAGCCACCGAGGAGGAUCAUGAGCGAACGAGGAGGUUGGCUGAGGCAGAGAUGCAUGUCCACCACUUGGAGAGCCUUCUGGAACAGAAGGAAAAAGAAAACAACAUGCUGARAGAGGAGGUGCAUCGUCGAUUUGAAAAUGCUCCUGACACGGCCAAGACAAAAGCUCUGCAAACUGUUAUUGAGAUGAAGGAUUCAAAAAUUUCUUCCAUGGAGCGUGGCCUCCGGGAUUUGGAAGAGGAGAUUCAAAUGUUGAAGUCAAACGGAGCUCUGAGCACAGAAGAACGUGAGGAGGAAAUGAAGCAAAUGGAGGUGUAUCGUAGUCAUUCCAAAUUCAUGAAAAAUAAGGUAGAACAACUGAAGGAAGAGCUAAGUGCCAAAGAGGCUCAAGGGGAGGACCUGAAAAAAAGAGUGGCUGGUCUCCAGGUCGAGAUUGGUCAGGUGAAACAGGAGCUGUCACGCAAAGAUACGGAGUUACUUGCCUUGCAGACCAAGCUGGAGACCCUCACAAACCAGUUCUCAGACAGCAAGCAGCACAUUGAAGUUCUCAAAGAGUCUCUUACAGCGAAAGAGCAGAGAGCUGCCAUCCUGCAGACUGAGGUGGAUGCAUUACGAUUACGUCUGGAGGAGAAAGAGACUAUGCUAAAUAAGAAGACAAAGCAGAUUCAGGAGAUGGCAGAGGAGAAAGGGACUCAAGCAGGAGAGAUCCAUGACCUCAAGGACAUGUUAGAUGUGAAGGAACGGAAAGUUAAUGUUCUUCAGAAGAAGAUUGAAAAUCUUCAAGAACAGCUAAGAGACAAGGAGAAGCAGAUGAGCAGUUUGAAGGAUCGAGUGAAAUCUCUUCAAGCUGACACCACGAACACAGACACUGCCUUGACCACGCUGGAAGAAGCACUUGCAGAAAAAGAGAGGACCAUUGAGCGCCUCAAGGAGCAACGAGAUAGAGAUGAACGAGAAAAGCAGGAGGAGAUCGACAACUACAAAAAAGAUAUUAAGGACCUGAAAGAGAAAGUCAGCAUUUUACAAGGAGAUCUCACAGAGAAAGAGACGUCCCUACUGGAUCUGAAGGAACAUGCUUCAUCUCUCGCUUCAUCAGGACUGAAGAAAGAUUCGAGACUCAAGACACUGGAAAUUGCAUUGGAGCAGAAAAAGGAAGAAUGUUUGAAAAUGGAAACUCAACUGAAAAAGGCUCACGAGGCAGCACUGGAGGCUAGGGCCAGCCCCGAGCUGAGUGACCGUAUGCAACAGCUGGAAAGGGAGGUAGCUCGGUACCGGGAAGAAUCUAGCAAGGCUCAAGCUGAAGUAGAUCGUCUUCUAGAAAUCUUGAAAGAGAUGGAAAAUGAGAAGAAUGAUAAAGAUAAGAAGAUAGCAGAACUGGAGAGGCAAGUUAAAGAUCAAAAUAAGAAAGUAGCAAAUCUGAAGCACAAAGAGCAAGUGGAGAAAAAGAAGAGUGCGCAGAUGCUGGAGGAGGCCAGGAGAAGAGAGGAUAAUCUCAAUGACAGCUCCCAACARCUUCAGGACAAUCUACGUAAAAAGGAUGAUCGGAUUGAAGAAUUGGAAGAGGCACUCAGAGAAAGUGUUCAGAUAACUGCAGAGCGAGAAAUGGUGCUAGCACAAGAGGAGUCAGCCAGGAUCAAUGCUGAGAAACAGGUAGAAGAGCUGAUGAUGGCCAUGGAGAAGGUUAAGCAAGAGCUGGAGUCAAUGAAGGCAAAACUGUCCUCCACACAACAGUCGUUGGCGGAGAAAGAAACCCAUUUGACCAACCUGCGAGCAGAGAGAAGGAAACAUUUGGAGGAGGUUCUAGAGAUGAAACAAGAAGCCCUCCUUGCUGCCAUUAGUGAAAAAGAUGCCAAUAUUGCUCUGCUAGAACUUUCAUCCUCUAAAAAGAAGACCCAAGAUGAAGUGGCUGCACUGAAACGAGAGAAAGAYCGCCUAGUGCAACAGCUCAAGCAGCAGACUCAAAACCGCAUGAAGCUGAUGGCUGACAACUAUGAGGAUGACCACCUCAAAUCCUCAUCCCAUUCCAACCAAACCAACCACAAGCCCUCCCCAGACCAGAUAAUUCAGCCCCUCCUAGAACUUGAUCAGAACCGCAGCAAGUUGAAGUUGUACAUUGGACAUCUGACAGCCCUCUGCCAUGACCGUGACCCCCUGAUUCUGCGUGGACUCACCCCGCCUGCUUCCUACCACCUGGACGAUGACCGGGCAGCUUGGGAGAAAGAGCUGCAGAAGAUGACCCAGGAGCAGCUUCAAAGCGAGUUAGAAAAGGGUGAGAAGGAAAGCGUGGAGCUGCAGGAGUUUGCCAAUGCCAUCCUACAGCAGAUAGCUGAUCACUGCCCCGACAUCCUGGAGCAAGUCGUCAACGCGCUCGAGGAGUCGUCAUGACCGCGGGCAGCGGCCCCGCCGGAGCAAGCGCAGCCCGUGGCCAAGCCCCGCCAGUCCAAGGAGUCAUGAGAACGGAGAGGAACGCGAAAGACAGCAAACGGAACAGAAACUUCUGGUGCACCUUUUACAAAGAAAACAUAAGCAAAAAAAAAGAAAAAAAACCUCUAAAAACUCCGUGCUCCCUAGAUUCUUCCAAUCUAUGGUUAAUCGGUCAUGUUUGCAUCCAUCUUUUCACUGCCUUUCUACUUUGUAAUCUGUUGAUUUUGUCCCUGGUGUUAUGACUUUUAUACAGUUAAGCAGAGCUCUUCCAAGUCUUUUAAACAAAGGAGAGGAGUCACUGAAUGCAAGUAGCUCUAAUUGAGGUGGAAGGGUAGCCUUUGCCUUUUAUUCAUUUAUUGCUUUUUUU